GAAUUGUGGUUAUUUUACUUAAAGAUUUUAUUUAUUAUUCUUAUUUAUUGUGCAAUUUAGAAACUAAUUUAUUAUUGAAAACUUUAUAUUAUUGUUUAUUAUUUAAUUGUAUCCCUUCACUGGUGAAGGAAAUUUCUAAUAAGAGGAAUAUAUGGAGAAUAAUGCUAAGUCAAGAAUGGAAGAAGAAGGAACAAAAUCAUAUCUGCAAGUUCAAAUAGAAAGAUUAAAAGCUUUACAAGCAAAACUUUCGUCUGGAGCAGAAGAUAAUUACGUUAUUGUAAAAGAAGAACAACGUAGCGGGUAUGAUUCAGAGUCGAGCGAGUAUUCAGAGGACUCGGCGGCAUACGAAGAUGUGCCGGCUGCAACCAAAAGCUCUGGGCCGAGGAAGAAUAUCAAUAGGGGAAGGUGGACGAAGGAUGAGGACAAAGUCCUCAAGAUGUACGUGAAGAUGUACAACGAGAACUGGGAGCUGAUAGCCGCUCAGUUCUCAGAUAGGUCGGACGUCCAGUGCCAACAGAGGUGGACGAAGGUCGUCAACCCUGAACUAGUCAAAGGCCCUUGGACGAAAGAGGAGGAUGAGAAAGUCAUGGAGUUAGUAGCUAAGUACGGUCCUAAGAAAUGGACACUGAUCGCGAGACAUCUUAAAGGCAGGAUAGGGAAGCAGUGCAGAGAACGCUGGCACAAUCAUCUCAACCCAUCUAUUAAAAAGACAGCUUGGACGGAACAUGAAGACAGAAUCAUAUACCAAGCUCACAAACAACUUGGCAACCAAUGGGCCAAGAUAGCAAAGUUACUGCCGGGCAGGACGGAUAACGCAAUAAAAAACCACUGGAAUUCAACAAUGCGACGCAAGUACGAGCCGGAACUGCUGGACAGCUUCGAGAACAUUCGGAAGAAGCAACGCUUGAAGAGAUAUGAUGUAAACGAAGAACGUAGAGAGAAAGUCACUGUCGCUUAUAAUGACUCUAAUUGGACCGAUCCAUUCAACGAGUCAACACAAAGCAACUCUUCCAACACAAGUCAACCUUCAAAACAGGUGUUACACUUCAGACAGCUAUUGAAGGAUCAGCUAAGCAACCUUCAGCACCAGACACCAUCGAGGAAAUCUCCAGACAGAGGGGGUUUGGUCGCUGCAGAUACAGUGGAAAUUGUUGAAUCACCUUUCAAGUUUGUAAACAUAGACACGCUACCAAUAAACUCUCCCAUUAAGAACUUCUUAAGUCAAACGUCGACAGCUGAUAGCAGUGAUCAAAACACAGUGACAUAUGCUGUUCAAGAGUCAGCAAAGGAGAUAGUGGUACCAUCGGUGUAUUCUCCUAAGAAGUGCGACACGAACAGUCCGCCGCCUAUAUUGAGACGAGGGAAGAUUAAGAAACAACAGACACUUACACCUAAUCCUAAUACAUGGGCCGAAACAAUAUCGAAAGCUCUAGAAGGUGCGACUCCAAUCAAAGCUUUACCGUUCAGUCCCUCUCAGUUCCUGAACUCACCGGCCGGAUUAUCGUUUCCUGCUUUUGAUUCAACACCUUUGCGACAUGCUACCAAUAAGGAGUUGGGAGCUAGUCCGCUACUCCAUACACCUACACCUGUGAACAUCACUCCCGGAGGCAGUCAGCUUAAAAGCAAUACACCGAAAACACCUACACCAUUUAAAAUCGCGAUGGCGGAAAUAGGCAAGAAGUCAGGUCUCAAAUACGAGCCUUCUAGUCCCGGUCUGCUUGUAGAGGAUAUCACCGAGAUGAUUCAGAGAGAGGGGAAUUCAGAAAGCACGGUUCAGUUGAACGAUUCCAUGUUAUCUUCUACUGCGGAUCAAGAAGCAAAUGUACAGGUGAACGACUCGGGCAUCGGCAGCGGGCGGCGCGGCAAGGAGAACGUGCCGGCGCACAAGCGCGCGCGCAAGGCGCUGGCGCACAGCUGGGGCGCCACCAGCACGCCGCACGCGCACCUGGCGCUCGUGCCCGACGUGUCCUUCAUCGUCGAGACGCCGAGCAAAACAUUAGCCGGUGACAGUUCAGUUCUCUUCUCUCCGCCAUCGAUAGUAAAACACUCCCUUCUAGAAGAGUCCACGAGUCUCCACAGCUUAAUGAGUGCAGAGAACACUCCGGAACCAAUGAAAUACGAAGAAAUCGACAUUGAAACGGCUAUCACAGAAAAAACUAAGAUUCGAAGGCUUUCAACUGAACCGUUGGUCGUGAAGAAGUCAGCGGUACGUUCUAUCAAAUUCGACCAAGAUAUACCGGACGGUGUGAACGAGGAGAAACCUCUCAUAUUGACCGACAAUAAAUGGGAGACAUUCGCGUGCGGUAAGACUCAGGAUCAACUUGAUUUAACAAUGUUGGCUCAUCAAUAUUUAAGGAAAACUGCAUUAAAACCACGUUCCCUCAAUUUUUAACGUACAAUCACAGAUACAAAAAUUAUAAACGUCAAAGUAAAACAGUCAAUAUAGAACCUUAUUAGUUUAAAAUAAGAAUUACAAUCCAAUAAAAAUACGGCAUUUUGUUUGAACUCUUGGAAUGUUAAUCUACAUAUCGAAAGAAAACUAUUAUUAAUAUAAAAUCAGGCUGUGCUUGAUAAUAGUUAUUAGAUUGAAAGUGUUACAUUUAAAGUAAUUUGUUUUGUGAUUUGUUAUUUAAGUUACAAUAAUAUUAUAUUUUUGAACAAUGUUGCGUCAAAAUGUCAAUGUCAAGAAUAUCAUGAGAAAAGAUUAUCAGUUUCUUUUAAAAAGUCCGUUUAAUUUGGUCAUAAAAAGUAUCAAUUCAAUUAUUCUAUUCAAAUUUUAAUUUUAUUAAAGAAAGUCAACAGAAAUAUAAAGGUUGUAUUAAAAAUCAUAAUUAAUUUUGGGAAGAUGUUAAGAAAUUAUAUAUAGAGGAUGGAAGUUUAAGAUAAGGCAAGGACUACACAGUCUUAAACCGUAUCCGAAUGACCAUGAAAUUGCUUUAACACAAUCUGUAGGUUCUUAUUUUGAUAAACACACGUUAUUUUUCAUAACAUACAACUAAUCAAUAAUUAAUAAAUAAUUAUCGAUUAAUUGUGAAAUCAUUACAAUAUUUCUGUCUUGCUGACCGUACUAUUUUCUCAACGUCAACGAAUAAUAUUUGAACGUAUUCAAAAUUAUACACAACGUUUUCUGUUGGUUUAGUGUAUAAUUAGCUAUUUAAAAUUUUCACUCUGGAUAUAAAA
Messenger RNA from Vanessa atalanta (red admiral), 3180 nucleotides. It is a transcript of the gene Myb, whose product is annotated as myb protein. Gene Ontology annotation, biological process: regulation of DNA-templated transcription. Lineage: Eukaryota; Metazoa; Arthropoda; Insecta; Lepidoptera; Nymphalidae. Gene Ontology annotation, molecular function: RNA polymerase II cis-regulatory region sequence-specific DNA binding; DNA-binding transcription factor activity, RNA polymerase II-specific. Gene Ontology annotation, cellular component: nucleus. The record is from RefSeq and is a predicted model, not a curated record. The transcript has 17 exons. The coding region runs from base 152 to 2392 and encodes 746 amino acids.